AUGACAGAACAAGAAGUCUUGGCACGCCUACCCCGGUGGCUAAGUCACUGGCUUGGCUAUCGUGACAGUCCACCAAAGCCUCUACCCAAGUAUCAGAUCUGGCUGUGGUCCUUCAUCUCAGCCUUCUGCGGGCUCUGCGUCGUGCAGGCCAUCUUCAACUACUCCCACUACUUUCUCAGCCGCAAUGUACCCGGCAUCAUCGCAUCUUACGGAGCGUCCGCAGUCCUCGUGUACGGCGCAAUUGAAAGUCCACUCGCGCAGCCUCGCGCUCUCAUCUUUGGCCACUUCCUAAGCGCCCUGGUCGGACUGUGCAUCACGAAGCUCUUCAGCCUGAUGCCAGACGAGGAGAAGUUCAACUCCCUGCGCUGGCUGGCCGCUUCGCUCUCGUCUGCAGUCGCGGUCGUGGUCAUGCAGAUCACAGAGACCACCCACCCGCCCGCCGGUGCCACGGCUCUGCUCCCUGCCACCAACGACGCCAUCUGGGCCCUGUCCUGGUACUAUCUACCCGUGGUGCUUCUGUCGUCGACCAUGAUUCUUGCUGUCGCGCUGGUUGUCAACAACCUCCAGCGCCGGUACCCCAUGUUUUGGGUCUCGCCCGUCAAGCCGAUACCGGCUCUGCCGCAGACGUCGCCCAAGCAGUGAGGAUC
Aspergillus homomorphus CBS 101889 is the source of this 647-nucleotide messenger RNA. RefSeq names its product HPP family protein. The transcript is spliced from 2 exons. NCBI's taxonomy places the organism in Eukaryota, Fungi, Ascomycota, Eurotiomycetes, Eurotiales, Aspergillaceae. The record is from RefSeq and is a predicted model, not a curated record. Bases 1 to 642 code for a protein of 213 amino acids.